UUUAUUUCCUUGAUUUCAGGUUAUUCAGGAUGUGUCAACGUACAUUUCGAGAACAAAGACGGCGGUUUCUUCCUGAAACAGACGCCUCGUCCGUUUUUUCCCGGCCACGCCGGAUUUAUCCGGCGCGACAAACUCCGGGCUGCCGCUGUCGACUGAUCGGUUUACUGUUUUCCAAAGCGCUCAACCGAUUUCGGUUCGAGCCACCUAUGGCCCCUUUAGCACCAAGCAAACUGUGCCGGCCAGAUACGUGGUGCCUGAUCCUCUUCCUCUUAAUACGUCGGGACCAGCCAUCGAUCUACAGGACCAAGCCACUCAUCAUCUGGACAUGUCGGCUCAUAUAGUUAGAGAUGAAGUACCGAGGGAUUCCCCAGUCCUCAGGGUUCUUUUUCAUACAGGAACUGACCCCGGUGGUCGUAGACAGAUGCUGUUGGCUAGGCACCACCAAAGAGUUUGCAUUGUUUUGCAUGCCACCAUGGGCACCACUAGGUCUUUGCAUGCCGCGUGCAGCCCUGAUGGGGAGGAUGGAGUCUGUCUUGCACAGGACGGCCGCCCCGGAAAAGUCCCGAAAUCCCCCCAAAAGAUAGUCCAAGUCGCCUACUCCGUUCUGGAACCUUGGCCGGAUGAGGGAGAAGGUUGCCACCCUAAAAUGCAGGUGCAACCCUCGGUUACCCUGGGUAACGUGAUUUUGGUGCCGGCUAAAGGUGCUUACAAAGAGUUGAAAUUAACCGAUGCCAUCACGAUGUUGGUGCCGCACCCACCUCUAUUUCCGAUGUCCAGGAUGCAUAUACCGGUGUUUAUUGAUAGGCAGAGGGCCAAACUGUUGACUGCUAUCGUCAUAAGGGCGCGUGUUAAGAACGGGGUUCGUCUGCUGGAGGCGGGCGGAGGAGCCGGCGCGACUUCGUGGAACGUCACCGUCGACAUCAACCCCAGACACACCGGAGCCACCGUCACCCUCGUUAGAAAGGAGCCGCCCGACGCCGAGGAGGACAUCCCUGCCGGAGAUGUAAUUUCAUGUGAAAUAUGUGCCCCAGAAAGGCUUUCCAAAGUGGACGCGUGGGUCCAUAAGACCCACUACAGCAGAGGUGAGGCUUUCCAAGACAAGGAUUUUUACACGUUGGACUCUUAUAAGGAAAUCGACGUAACCAAAGCAAAUGUGACCGUUUUGUGCGAAAAUAUGAUCAAGUCUUUUUCAAUACUGGAAUCCCUGUCGCUGAUUGGCAUAGGGUUGGAAUCCAUUGAAAACAACGCCUUCCACAGGAUGCCAAAGUUAAAGGUUUUAUCUCUAUCGGUGAAUAAUAUGGAUAAAGUUAGGAAGGGAGCCUUCGACAAUCUACCAUCGCUAAAAACCUUAUAUUUAUCGAAAAACAAAAUCGAUUACGUCGAAGAAGACGCGUUCUCCAACUACAAAGAACUGGAAGCAGUUCAUUUGGAUAGAAACCAAAUUGCUAGCAUUAACGGUAACUCAUUUAGAGGCUGCCCUAAACUACGUAAAAUCGACUUCAGCUUCAACCUAAUCCACAAAAUUCUGGACACUUCGUUCGAAGAUUUAAGACCGCUGCACAAUAAUUUACUCAACAUAAAACUGACCAACAACCGGAUGUCUUACUUUAGUGCUGCAUCCUUGGGCGAUUUGCCACCUGUGGAAUUACAUCUGGAAAACAACGCGUUAAAAUCAUUGGACGAUAUUUAUUUCUCCUCCAAAGAACGCAGCAAGCUUUAUUUUACCAAUAACGCCAUUACUUGUAUUAGUGAAGAUAUAGCGCAUACUAUCAAAGGAGAUAAAAAGUUUGUAAACGCUAAAAAUAAUCCUUUAGAAUGUGAUUGCACGAACAAACUUGAAAGCAUUUUGACAAACAACAUCCUAAGCAAACCAAAAACAACGUUAAACUUCAAAUCGAGAAGAUUCCCUUUGAACUUCGAGAGUGGUUUUGGAGAACCUUUAAGAAAUUGGGAACUGCUAAAUACAGCCGUUCUUACUGGUCAGCAAGUUUCGCAGGCGAUGAAAGUUUUCAUUGUAUCGCAAGCGGGAAAAGCGGCAGAUGUAACUUUCCAAGCUUCUUGUCACUCUGAAGAUGACAGCGUACUUAAGGUUUCUUCUUCGUGUGGUUCGGUGUAUGUCGAUGGUAGUGAGGCACGUGGUUCAGUUAAUGGUUCCGUGUUGGUAAAAUAUGGUACUUACACAAGUUUGGCAAGAUUUACAGUCUGGAUGCCGGAAUUUCCUUUGGAUUUGCAGGUUGCUGAUACCAGACUUUCUCAGUUGAAGUCUUGGAGGGUUCCUGAUUAUCACCCAAGUGUGACAAAAACAAGAAGGAAAAAACGUUCGUACGGAAACACCUGGUCCGGAAACUCGGACGACCUGGGAAACGUGGUGGAAAAGCCUGCGUGUCGUCUAAGAUACCAGCAAACUCCGGUUGACGUCUACGCUCACUUUAUGGCCACCGAUCACGAAUCCGGCCGGAUAAGAAGGAGCACUGGGCGUACAGAAAUCCAAGUACUAUCGCCAAUCACAAGCCGGGUAUACGGAGCCAAAGAAAUCAGGGUAGGCAACGAUAAAGUGGGGUUAUCCCGCCUUCUAGUCCAAGUGGUAUCCGGUUUGCAACUUAACAUCUCGCCUGACAGCUCCGUUGAAAACGGAUACAUAGCCGAAACGAGCGUCACCAGAAAGUUAACCGCGCAAUACCAAGAAGGGUUGCUGGACAUAGAGCUGGAGUUUUCGGAUGGAAGUAAAACACCUCUGCGCGAUAUAGCGGAUACGGAUUAUCAUUUGGUGGUGGAGAGCUUGGAUCCUGAAGUCGUCGCGUUUGCGCCGAUGGUGGCCAGUCAUCAUCCCAGAGUCAUAGCUGUUGGUGAAGGAAGUGGUGACUUACUCCAGGUAACACUAUUGCUAGCUGAAGAGUGUCGGUUGAGUACGAGACCGAAAGGCAAACCUGCAGGCCCUCUGGCGACUGCAGCCGCGACUAUAACUGUGGAUUACAGCAGCAGCGACUUGUCUCAUAGACCGGAUAUUCUGCAGAAUGACGGAGGUAGUUACGGGGGUGGUAAAGGAUUUUUGGAUUUAGCGGAUAUUCUUAAGGGUAAUUCGAUGAAAGAAGAGAACUCUGUGGAACCAAACGUACAGGCGAGGCAAUAUCAAGGCGGCAAAGGUAUGAGGAGACACUCUAACGCUCAUAUGACUCCUUUGGAAAUCAGCAUGUACGUUCUCCUGGCCGCUUUCUGCUGUGCUAUAGUGGUAUUUGUUAUAUCCUGUGUGGUUUAUGCCUCCAAAUAUAAGGCCAUAGAUCCUGAAGUUACCGCCGGUAUGCGCAUUACUACCAACCCCCUAAACCAAAACUACGUCGAUCCAGACGAUUGCUUGGCGACCAGCUUCAGCAAUCCGAACCACAUCGAGUUACCGUCGAAGACGGCGGCGACGACGACGACGAAUAACAACGGCAACAGCGCACGUCAAAUUGACAGCUCCACUUACUGUAAGAGCAAACCUAACGGUGGCGGACUUGUGGUUACUAAUAACACUAACGAUAACGAUGAAAUGCGAGUUUGGAAUAAGCCCACUCCUCCACCGCCUUUGCCUCCCCAUGGCGUUCAAUCGGUCCAAGAAGCACCAAGGACCCAGUCUUUAAUUGUUGAUGUCGAACCUGAAGAUUAUAGACCACCUGUUCCACCGCAUCGAAAUAUUGGAGUUAGCGCUUCGAACUUUGUUGAAGCUGCACCGCCAAGAAGAAACAGAAAUAGAAAUCAAGAAAAACCUCAAUACAGACCAUCGUCAAUUGACUACAACAAGGCGUCCGACUUUCCCAGACCAACGAGCGAUAUUAUAAAAGACGGCGAUGAAAACUUACGAAGCGUGUUCGAAUUUGACGACGAUCCGAGCGAGCAAGAACCCGAGGAAGCCCCGAUGGAGUUUGUGCAGUACCCCAAAUCACCCAAUGCAAAUAAAAGGAAUAGUGCAGAAGUUAAAAGAGCCACAAUAGUGGGCAACCCAAUGUUCAGUGCCUCGGAUAACGUAACUGAACCGACAAAUGUCCAGGAUCUUCCCGGCUUAGACGACUUGCAAUUGGAUAUGGAUUAUGAUCAAAUUAUGAAUUAUUUUGAGAACUUGAAGGAGUCAAAUGCCUGAGUAGAAGAGAUCAUUGCAAAGAUCCGCGACAUCCUGCUUUCGUUUAGCGAACAAUACAGGGCGGCCGCUUUAAACAACGGCAACAUCGCGAGUCCCGAUCCAACCCGAAACGUCAACCAGAGUUUCGACUAUUUCUUUGACCAUCUUAGCGAAUCGUACGCUUGAAAAUGAAACGGUCAAUUAAUAACAAUAAACAAGAAAAAAUUGUCGGUUUUUCGCGGAAAAAGCGACCAUUUUUCAGCAUCAAUCAUGUAUACCCAUUAUAUGUAAACUCUAGAUUUCGAAGUUGUAAGAUUCAUUGGGGCUUAGUUAGUUGGAUAAAUAGGCCUCAAUAAGUCGGUAUUAUUAAUAAUGCAAUCGCAAGACUGACUGUUUAGUUACUUUAAAGUUCCAUAAUUUGUUUUUGCUUUCAGCCUUUAAAGUAGGUAUCUAAUAGCAACUUGUAAAAUAUAAACUAUAUCCUAGGAAAAUAAAAACGUUGCUUUUACACUUCAUACUAACUG
This is a messenger RNA of Brassicogethes aeneus, 4620 nucleotides long. Lineage: Eukaryota; Metazoa; Arthropoda; Insecta; Coleoptera; Nitidulidae. The record is from the annotation of a GenBank genome assembly.